Molecule: messenger RNA, 689 nt
Organism: Cornus florida
Lineage: Eukaryota; Viridiplantae; Streptophyta; Magnoliopsida; Cornales; Cornaceae
Product: zinc finger protein ZAT12-like
Exons: 1
Coding region: 76-582 (168 amino acids)
Biological process (GO): response to chitin; response to stress
Source: RefSeq, a predicted model, not a curated record
CUGAAUUUGUACCAAAAACACAUUUUCACACAGCAAAACCCCCAGCAAACCCUAGUGUCAUCUUUUUCUCUAUACAUGGUGUAUUUAGGUAUGAAGAGGUGCAGAGAAGGAGAGGGUGACAGCAUAACAACCAUGGCUAGCUGUUUGAUGCUGCUCUCCCGUGGAGCCGAGUUCGAGCCGUUCAUGAACAGUUCUAGUGGCCGUGUCUUCGAGUGCAAAACGUGUAACCGGCAGUUUUCGUCGUUUCAAGCUCUUGGUGGCCACCGAGCGAGUCACAAGAAGCCAAGGACGAUGGAAGGAGGGAUGAACUCACAAGCCCAGUUGUUGAGCUUGCCGGUGAAGCCCAAGACGCACGAGUGCUCGGUAUGCGGGCUCGAGUUCGCCAUAGGACAAGCUUUGGGAGGUCACAUGAGGAGGCACCGAGCUGGCAUGAAUGAGAACCACCAGACACCUCUGUCUUUGUUUCCUACACAAGUACCAGUUGUGAAGAAAUCAAAGAGUAGGAGGGUUUUGUGUUUGGAUUUGAACUUGACUCCGUCCGAGAAUGAUCGUUUCCUUUUUGUCCCAUACAGUUCUUAUUAAAUUUCUUUUUUUCUUUUUUGUUGAAUCUUGUAUGAUAUGUUUUGAUUUAUUGAUUUAUUUAAUUUAUAUACAAUAUGAAGACCAUGAUCAUAUAUACCUUUUAUUCA